Molecule: messenger RNA, 2503 nt
Organism: Drosophila novamexicana
Lineage: Eukaryota; Metazoa; Arthropoda; Insecta; Diptera; Drosophilidae
Gene: Septin4
Product: septin-5
Exons: 5
Coding region: 237-1565 (442 amino acids)
Biological process (GO): regulation of exocytosis; cytoskeleton-dependent cytokinesis
Cellular component (GO): synaptic vesicle; septin complex; septin ring
Molecular function (GO): molecular adaptor activity; GTPase activity; GTP binding
Source: RefSeq, a predicted model, not a curated record
CAGUUACACUACCCGCGGGUUGGUUGUGUUUUACAUUGCUGCUCUAGUGGGAAGUAGAACGUUUAGCAUCACAUUUUGCACAACCACAAAAGCAAAAAAAAAAAAAACAUAAAUAAAUUGUAAUAAUAACAAUCAGAAGCAGCGAGACAAAGGCAGACAAAACGGCGUUUCUACAGCAGCGUCGCCUUUUCAGCGGCGGCGGCGUCGGCGUCGGCGUGCUGGGCGGCAGCGGAUCCAUGAAACAACAACAGCCGCCGCCGCUGCCACAAACGCAGCCGCCGUCGCUGUCGCUGUCGCAGCCAGCCGCUGGAGCAGGAGGAGCAGCAGCUGCCGAGGGCAGCGCCGUGGCCCAUGCCAUCAGCAGUCUCAAUGGCAGCAACAACAACAACAACAACAACAAUGCUGAAACGGCCAGGUGUCGCCCACCUUUGUAUCCAAAACCAAAGACACCGUCGUUUGACAAGGAUCGGGAUUAUAUUGGCUUUGCCACGCUGCCGGAGCAGGUGCAUCGGAAAUCGGUGAAGCGCGGCUUUGAGUUCACGCUGAUGGUCGUUGGCGAAUCGGGUCUGGGCAAAUCCACAUUGAUCAAUAGCCUAUUUCUGGGUGAUCUCUACAAGAAUCGCCAGAUGCCCAAUGUGGAGGAUCGCAUCGAGAAGACAACACGCGUCGAAAAGAAAACCAUGGACAUUGAGGAGCGCGGCGUCCGACUGCGUCUGACCGUUGUCGAUACGCCCGGCUUUGGGGAUGCCAUCAACUGUGAGGAUAGCUGGCGCGUCUGCACCCAGUACAUUGAUGAGCAGUUCCGUCAGUAUUUCACCGACGAGAGCGGCCUCAAUCGCCGCAAUAUACAGGACAAUCGUGUCCAUUGCUGCUUGUACUUUGUGCCGCCAUGGGGUCACAGCCUGCGGCAGAUGGACUUGGAUCUGAUACGGCGUCUGCAUCGAAAGGUUAAUAUUGUGCUGGUCAUUGGCAAGGCCGAUUGCCUAAACAAGACGGAGGUGCGCAAGCUGAAGGAGCGCAUAUUACAGGAUCUCGAGGAUAAUCACAUACAGCUGUAUCAGUUUCCCGAGUGCGAUUCCGAUGAGGAUGAUGAUUUUAAGCAGCAGGAUCGCGAGCUAAAGGCCUCCAUACCAUUUGCCGUUGUUGGCAGCAAUACCAUACUCGAGGUUGCCGGCAAGAAGGUGCGCGGCCGUCAGUAUCCCUGGGGCGUGGUCAACGUGGAGGACGCUGAGCACAGCGACUUCAUCAAGCUGCGCACAUUCCUUAUAUCCACGCACAUGCAGGACCUAAAGGACACCACACAGGAUGUGCACUACGAGAACUUUCGGGCGCAGUGCAUUUCACAGAUAUCGCAGCAUGCGCUGCGCGAGCGCGGCAAAUUGAAGCGAGACUCGAUCAGCUCAACGAACGGAUUCGAUGCGGCCAUUUCAGAAACGGAUCGCCUGCUGCUUCAGAAGGACGAGGAGAUUCGACGCAUGCAGGACAUGCUAACGCAAAUGCAGGAGAAGCUCAAGCAGACGCAUCUCAUGGAGAUGAAAAAGAACGACAGCGUCAUUGAUGUCUAAAAUGCUGACUCUCUGCCCAGGUCGCGUGUUCAAUUUUGCACCUUGAUACAUAUAUAUACACGUAUAUAUAUUAAGUAAUAUAAAUAUAAUACUUAUAUAGACACUCCCUCUACACCAACACACACACACACCCACACACACACACAUUUGCCGCUACAUAGGCAAACAACCACCAAAAAUUUUCGUUUUUAAGAUAGCACAGUUUCCAGUUAACCGAAUUUUGUUCUGAAAUUUUUACCUUAAGCUUUUUGUAGUUAAUGAAAACAAAAACAAGAACAACGAGCAGUGAAUAGAAUAUCGUUUUUUUUUUCUACGUCUUCUAGUUCUAAAAGGCAUUUGCCAUACGGAUUCACUUACAAUUUUGUAGAAGCGUCUCGUAGCUGAGCAUUGACCAAAGUUGUUUUUUUUUUUAAUUUAUCUAGUAUUUACCACAAAAAUCGAACAAUUAUGCUAAACUUUUUAGACGAAAACGCUUUCACGUCAAAUUCGCCAAUUUUCUUAUAAGCAAACAACACCUUUUUAAUUGUUGAACGUAGAUUUAAUUUUAUAACUAACUUCUAAAUAAUGCCCAAUAAUAUAGUGUAACCAAAAGAAUUCUUUUAACGAUACGAGACUAUGCCCAAAACAUAGCUGUUGGCUUAAAAGCGAAUUCCAGAACUCCGUAAAACAGUUUAAUUAGAGCUCGCAAUGGACGUAUUAUACCAAAGUAAAAUGAGUUUAAAAAACUGAACGACAAAGCAGACUAAAAGAAAAACAAGAGGCAAACCGAAACGUAUAUAUAUACAUAUAUCUGUAUGCAUAUAUAUAUAUACGAAUUUUUUUUUAUUUCUAUUUUUUGUCUUGAAAAACAAACUCCUAAUUUGUUAAAACGAAUUGUUAAUGAAUUUAUUUUUUAAAUGAUUAAUUAAGCAGCAAGCAACAUAAUAAUUAAAUUAAAA